Molecule: messenger RNA, 2731 nt
Organism: Thlaspi arvense
Lineage: Eukaryota; Viridiplantae; Streptophyta; Magnoliopsida; Brassicales; Brassicaceae
Source: the annotation of a GenBank genome assembly
UUCGUCUAGAAGAACAAACCCUUUCCUCUCCAAAUUCCCCCACUCUCCUUUCUCAAUCUCCCCUCCGCGGAUUUCGUCCUGUCUCCCUCAGUCGCGCCUGAUUUCGACUCUCUCUCUCUCUCUCUGAGUCUCAGAUUUUAAUUAGUUAUUUCUUUUCUCCGCCGUGUCGUCGCUUUGAUUUGACCGGAACAUUGUUCCGGCAGCUACCCGAGGCCUCACUCCCGACUGUCUGGUUUCAUCGCCGUGAAAAAAGGAGUGCUAGGUUGAAGUGACGCCGGAGUGGGAGUCAGUAUUCCGAGAGAAGCCCCAAGAGUAGCACUCGAUUUGCAUCAUUAUUUGACUAUCUUCUUCUCCUCUAUUCACCUCGUUGCAAAUUGUGGACUGGACACAAUGGAGAGCAGCAGUCGAUUUGCAUGAGGAUAAUUUUCAGAUAAACAAGAUGGACUACAACAGAAGUAUAAACGUUUCGAAUGAUGCUUUGGUUAUCAAACCCGAGCACCGCACCCAUGGUUCCAAAGGGAAUGCUCUACCUCAAGAGUCAGAAGAAAAUAGAGGAUCAAUGGGUGGGCAGAGCAGCACAAGUGUGGUUGAUCAGGUGCGGACGCCUCCUGAAGAUUCCGGCGUCACUUCUUCAUCCACCGUUUGCCCAGCCCCCGUUUGUAGGCAAUUCUGGAAAGCUGGAAACUACACUGAUGAAUCGAGUUCAAAGUCUCAGCAGCCAACUGGAAAAAACUAUCUUCAUGUGCACCCUAUGUUCCUUCACUCCAAUGCUACUUCACACAAAUGGGCUUUUGGUGCUGUUGCAGAACUGCUUGACAAUGCUGUGGACGAGAUCCAAAAUGGGGCCACUUUUGUCAUUGUAGAUAAAACCACAAAUCCGAGGGAUGGUACACCAGCAUUGCUAAUUCAAGAUGAUGGUGGUGGGAUGGAUCCUCAAGCAAUGCGGCAUUGCAUGGGUUUUGGAUUCUCAGAUAAGAAAUCGGAAUCAGCCAUUGGAAAAUAUGGAAAUGGUUUUAAGACCAGCACAAUGAGACUUGGGGCAGAUGUCAUUGUUUUCAGCCGCCAUUUGAAGAACCAAAUAUGGACACAAAGUAUAGGGCUCCUUUCUUAUACGUACCUGACACGUACUGGCCAUGAUAGAAUAGUUGUUCCCAUUUUGGAUUACGAGUUCAAGGCCUCAACUAGCGAAUUCGUGACAUUGCAAGACCGAGAACGUUUUAUAUCCAUUCUCUCCAUUCUACUAGAAUGGACUCCAUUUUCAACAGAGGCAGAACUUUUGCAGCAGGCAAGGCCAAUUUUCUGUUUACAAUAUUUUGACGACGUUGGAUCUCAUGGGACGAAAGUUAUCAUCUAUAAUAUGUGGCUCAACAGCGAUGCUAAAUUGGAAUUAGAUUUUCACUCGGUUGCAGAGGAUAUUCUCAUUGAAGGAAACAUAAAAAAAACUGCAUGUAAAAUUAUGAAUGAUCAUAUUGCAACCCGGUUUUCGUACUCCCUACGUGUUUACCUAUCCAUAUUAUACUUGCGGAUUCCUGAGACUUUCAAGAUUGUCUUGCGUGGUAAGGUUGUCGAUCAGCAUAACGUUGCUGAUGAUCUCAAGCAUCCGCAGUACAUCUUGUAUAAGCCUCAAGUUGCUGGACAUGAACAGGCUGAAGUGGUAACGACGAUUGGAUUUCUGAAAGAAGCUCCCAAAGUAAACCUUAGCGGAUUCUGUGUUUAUCACAAAAACCGACUAAUAAUGCCAUAUUGGCAAGUCUUACGCAACUCAAGCAGUAAAGGAAGAGGAGUUGUUGGUGCUCUAGAAGCUAAUUUUGUCGAGCCAACCCAUAACAAGCAAGAUUUUGAGAAAACUAUCCUUCUUCAGAAACUUGAAACCCGUUUAAAGGAAAUGACAGUGGAGUAUUGGAAGUGCCAUUGUGUGUUGAUUGGGUAUCAAGAUAAGAAGCUUCGUCCUAAGGUAGCUGAAAAUGUUCGACCUGCUGGUACAAAUGGCAACAUGUUCCAGAAUAAUCCUGGUGGAGAUAGUGGCAGACAAGCAAUAAGUCCUCCUCCAGGUUUCCAAGCAGUUUUUUCUAAUGCGAAUUUGGCAUCUCUCCCUAGAGCUUCUGUUGAGCCAGUGGUGUUGGAGAAGAGGAAAGAACAUCCUGAUUUUGCUGCAAGUGCAGCGUCAAAAAGAAGGGUGGGAAGUGAUGGAUUUACUGUCCCGGGGCAGAAUCGGGUUGAACAGUUUAUUCAAGGAUCUGCAAUUCGUUCCCAAGAUAGUGAAACUGUCAAGUUGAUGGAAGAAAACAAGAAGCUUCGAGCAAAAUGGUUGGACCACAAGGUGCGAAGUCAAAACCUUGAACUCAAGGCCAUGAAUCUGAGGAGUGAGCUCGAGAGCGUUAAAAGUGAGUAUGAAAGGAUAAUGGAAGAGCUACAAGCUUUGUCUAUGGUGAAAGAGGAGCGCAGAAGAAAUGUAAAUUCGUAGGAACUUCCUCUGCACUCUAAAAUCACCUUUUUUGUUGACUAGUCAUAAUGUUCAUCUAUCUUGUGGGUGGAAACAUCCUUAGUUGCUCUCUCUCUCUCUACUACGUAAGGAUAGCCUUAGGUAUAAGGAGAAAAACAAAAUGUGAAAAAGAAGAUUCAUGUUUAUGAAUUAAAAGAUUCCUUGUCUAAAGAAUCAUGUUAAACUGUAGUUAACAAAGAUUAAUGUUAUUAUCAGUUGACAUUUUAUUCAAAUCGAGUUCAGAAUUUG